UAGAGUCUCCGGUUUACUGUACGCUCUAACCCAGCUGCCGUAACAUAACAGACUUUUUUCUCUUUUAAGCUUUUGACUGGGUUUUUUAUAAAUAUUCUUAUGACAUUCAUGGGAAAUCAUGUCUGAAGAAGAAAAUAAGGUUUCCGACGAACUUUUCAAAGAUGUCAAAUUCUACGUGGUAGGGGACAUUGACGAGAAGGUGGUGCAGCUGCUGAAGGCGGGGAAGGGGAAGGAGGUGUCCUACAAUGCUUUGGCCACUCACAUCAUCGCAGAGGACGGGGACAACCCCGAGGUGGGCGAGUCCAGAGAGGUGUUUGACCUGCCUGUGGUCAAGCCAUCCUGGGUGAUCCUCUCGGUCAGAUGUGGAGACCUGUUACCUGUUACAGGGUUCUCCCCAGAAUCAGGACAGAUAUUCUUUGGUGUGACGGCUUGUCUUCCUCGGCUUCCAGAUGAUCUCAAUGCGUUCUGGGCUUACGUAACCUUUUAUGGAGGAGCAUGUCAACUUAACCUCAACAAGAAGGUCACCCACUUAGUAGUGAAGGAACCGAAGGGGGCCAAGUUUGAGUGUGCCCUGAAACACCCGGGCAUCAAGAUUGUCACCCCAGACUGGAUCACACAUUCUGUUAAAGAAAAAAUCAGGAAGGAUGAGUUGCUCUAUCAUCCCAGACUCACGUACAUAGAGCCUGAGGAGGAGGACAGUGAAGCUGACUCAUAUGACCAGCGCUACCAUUCAGACGGAAGCUUCAGCCCCCGGCGUUCCAGGAUGUCUAGUGGCGGCUCGUCUGGUGAGGAUUCCAGCCCCCGCCGACGGCCGGGACCCAAAAGACUGAACUCCGUCUCCCCGAGCUCCCCCCGUAAAGCUGACCGCCGCAGCGAGCGCAUGUUCGACGACUCCGACUCCGACUCCUCCACAGAAAAGGAAGGCCCCAACCUGAACUGGACCCCUGCAGAGGUUGUCACCCCGACGCCCCCUAUUUCCAGCGGCACAGCCAGGCGGCGAGGGGGGCCACCUGGCAACAAAGAACCAGCGCCGUCCACAGGCAGCGGGCUGAUCAACCUGUGUGCCACUGUGCCUCCGGUCCCCGGCAGCGCAGCUGCUACGCCUGCUGAGGCUCGCUCUGCUGCUGCCACCGCUAUCACUCACGCCAUACAGCCAGGUGUACCAGUUCCAGAGGGCGUCCCUGGGUGGAGCCCAGCUGCUAGAACCCUCCGCAACAUAACCAACAACUCUGACAUGCAGCCAGCCAAUCGACCUGCCAACGUAGCACAUAUCAUCCAGAAUCUGACAGCCAAUCAGACAAAGCCAUUGGAGCAACAGACCAAUCAGAGCCAUGCUCAAACCCCAAACAGUACCAACCCUCUUCUCUUCCCGUCUAAACUGGCCGGCCAGCCCCUUACAGCAGAGCAGCAGCAGUUACUGCAACAGUCACACCAGGCAGCUGAGCAGCAACAGUUACCACAGCAACCGCAACAUCCCAUAAUGCACCUCCAGCAGCAGCAGCAUCAAAUGAUGCAGCUACACCACCAACAGCAGCAACAGCCACAGGUCCCACAACAAGGGUUUGCACAGUUACCCCAACAGCAGCAACAGUUUUUGCAACAACAGCAGCAGCAAAUUCACCAACAGCAGAUGAUUACGCAGCAACAACAACAACAACAACAGCAGCAGCAGCAGCAGCAACAACAACAACAACAACAUGCGUUCUCCCAGCAGCAGCUCCGGCCCCAGCAGCUCCUCCGGCCUGGGUUGCAGCAGCUGCAGCAGCAACAGGCUCUGCAACAGCAGCUGCAGCAGUUCCAACAACAGCAACGCAUGCAGAUGUUACAGCAGCAGCAGCAGCAGCAGCAGCAGCAGAAUCAUCAGCAGCUACAGCAACAGCAGCAGCAGCAACAGCAGCAGCAUUUCCUGCAGCAGCAGCAACACAUGCAGCAGAUGCAGCAGCAGCAGCACCUCCAGAACCAUCAGCAGCAGCAGGCUCUGCAGCAGCAGAACCAGCUGACCCAGCAGAACCAGCAGCAGACUGCCCUGCAGCCGCAGCUACAGCAGACUCCACACAUCUCCCAGCUGUUCGGACACGAGCCUGGUCAAGAAAUUCCACAGGAUGGCUUCCUGCUCGGCUGUGUGUUUGCUAUUGCUGACUACCCAGAACAGAUGGCUGACAAACAACUCCUUGCUACAUGGAAGAGAGUGAUCCAGGCAUGUGGGGGUGCUGUAGACCCCACCCUGACCAGCCGCUGCACACACCUGCUGUGUGAGAGUCAAGUCAGCAGCAUGUAUGUUCAGGCUCUCAGAGAGGGGAAGCGCUGUGUAACUGCCCACUGGCUCAACACCGUCCUGAAGAGGAAGAGGAUGGUUCCUCCUCAUCGAACGUUACAUCUGCCCUUCGCCUUCCCCCCUGGGGCCAAACCCUGCUCUCAGCACAUAAUCUCAGUGACGGGUUUUGUGGACGCCGACAGGGACGACCUGAAGCUGAUGGCCUACCUGGCUGGUGCCAGAUACACAGGAUAUCUAUGUCGCAGUAACACCGUCCUCAUCUGCAAAGAACCCAGUGGGCUGAAAUAUGAGAAGGCUAAGGAGUGGAAGAUCCCGUGUGUGAACGCGCAGUGGCUGUGUGACAUCCUGCUUGGCAACUUUGAAGCCCUGCGGCAGGUCCAGCACAGCAGAUACUGCAUGUACACACACCCCGAGCCCCUGGUGCCCAACACACAGCUGGUCCAGAACCUGCUGGGCGCCUGGAGAGCGCCAAUCAAAGUGUCUCCUGAGGCUGUGGCGAGCCUGCAGCUGCUCCACAAGCAGAAGAUGAGCGAUUCCAGCAGCCAGCCCGCCAACAAGAAGGCCAGGCUGGAGGACAUCCAGUCGCCCAAUAAGAAGCUUCCUCUAGAGUCCACUCCCCGGGUCAUGUUCACAGGCUUUGAGCCGGCACAAGUGCAGCAAUACACAAAGAGGUUACAUGCUUUAGGGGGGGAGGUAGCAGACGGCAGUGAGAAGGUCUCUCACCUGGUGGCCUGUAAGGUGACUCGCACCGUCAAGUUCCUCAGCGCCAUGUCUGUGGUGAAACACAUCGUCAGCCCCGAGUGGCUGGAGGAGAGCUGGAGGAGCCAGAAGUUUGUGGUAGAUGAGCAUAGCUACACCCUGAGGGAUGCAGAGGCAGAGGUGUUGUUUGGCUUCAGUCUGGAAGAUUCACUGAAGAGGGCCCACAAUGCACCGCUCUUCAAGGGGAAGUAUUUCUACCUCACCCCGGGAAUGUGCCCCAGCCUCAGCACCAUGAAGCCCAUCCUGGAGAGUGCAGGAGGGAAGCUGCUGGCCAAACAGCCGUCCUACAGGAAGAUCAUGGAGCACAAACAGAACAAGAACCUCCCAGAGAUCAUCUUAAUCUCCUGCGACAACGACCUGCACCUCUGUAGAGAGUACUUCUUGAAAAACAUUGACGUCCACAACGCUGAGUUCAUCCUGACCGGAGUCCUCACCCAGAAGCUGGACUACGACUCAUAUAAGUUCACCUGAAGGUGCAGCCAUGAUGAAGAGGAGGAGCAGAUGGAGUCCACUCUGACUUUUCUAUCUUUUUAUCUCUCUGCAUAGAUCUCUAGUCAUUUUGUAGCUUUUAUUACCUGUUUUAAGGAUAAAUAAAUGGGUGUUAUUUUUCCGAGAUGUAUUUAAAUUAUGGAGGAUUUUAACCUUUUGCUGUUUGAAUUUGAAUGUGUAUAAGCUUCCGCUGGUACACGCUGCUCUUUGGAAUAAAAACUGUAUAUUAUGAUUGUGAAA
Messenger RNA from Trematomus bernacchii (emerald rockcod), 3763 nucleotides. It is a transcript of the gene paxip1, whose product is annotated as PAX interacting (with transcription-activation domain) protein 1. Gene Ontology annotation, biological process: positive regulation of transcription initiation by RNA polymerase II. The record is from RefSeq and is a predicted model, not a curated record. Lineage: Eukaryota; Metazoa; Chordata; Actinopteri; Perciformes; Nototheniidae. Bases 119 to 3505 code for a protein of 1128 amino acids. Gene Ontology annotation, cellular component: nucleus. The transcript has 23 exons.